This is a messenger RNA of Angiostrongylus costaricensis, 2487 nucleotides long. NCBI's taxonomy places the organism in Eukaryota, Metazoa, Nematoda, Chromadorea, Rhabditida, Metastrongylidae. The record is from the annotation of a GenBank genome assembly.
AUGAAGAAGAAGAGGAGAGAGGAAGAACUACGGAAAGAAUUGGCCAAAACUAAUGAUCCAACCAAGGAGCUCGACCUUGUCAGCGAAUUGGGCUCCUUGUACAGAUUGAAUGGCGACAUGGAGGCUGCCCGAAAUUCCUACGAAAGAGGUGAUCGCGAACAGGCGCUGCAACAUGCUGAGUUUUUUCGAGAGACUGCUCAGAAAAGUGGAAGCUGUUCGCAAAUUCAACUUUCUUUACAUGUGACUGGAUGGAUCUAUGAAAAACUGAACAUGCAGCAGUCCCAUGACCCUAUCGAUCUUGAAAAGGCCCUGUCAUGGUGCAUCAAAAGUAUUGACUACAUUAAGAAAUUUGGCCACAGUAUUGAUGCGGAUAGGAAGGCAGUGAGGAUCGGUGGCGAUUCAGCACGUAGGAAAGCUGGUCUGAGUUCUGAAUGUUCUCGUAGUGAACGACGUAAAAUGUACGAACUGAUUGCGGAUUCAUUCUGCUCCUAUGGGAGCGAAAGAAAAGAAAUGCUUCAGCACGCGAUCAAGUUCUAUAAAAUGAUGUUGAAAGAGAGUUUUUCGGACAAAGAGAAGCUUAGCGCGGCAGUUUCGAUUGCCCAAACAUUUAUGGAUAUGGAAAUGUUUGAAGAAGCUCUAGACUGGUUCGUACAAGUGCUCGAUUUGGAAAAGAAAAUCGGGAAAUCUGAAACUAAGCUGCUCCAAACGCGAGUGAUAAUUUUUGAGGCAAAAUGUCGUUGCAAAAGUGUAUCGAAGACCACUGUUCAAAGCGAAUUCGAUCUUUUGAUUUCACAAAUACCAAGUGAACGUGAAUCCCUCAAGUCAGCGGUUUAUGGAGCUAUGAGUUGUUUCCUUGCUGAACAAGGGGAUCAGGUUGCAGCCAAUAUAUACCUCCAACGUUCCAAGCAAUUUGAAGCUGAAUCGGAUAUUAGCGAAUGUGAUGAAGACGAAGAUUGCGAGAACGUCACAGACGUCUUGGAUGCAAGGUCUGAUAGGGCUAUUCUUUCCGAGUGCAUGGAAAUGGCUCACUUGCAAAAUAGCGACCGUGAAAUAGAAAAAGAUCGAGACAAGGAAAAAAAUGCGCAUGGAGAGACACGACUUCACAUCGCAGCGCGUACUGCUGAUACCGUAAUGCUGGAAAAGCUCAUAGCAGCUGGAUACGAUGUUAAUAAACGUGACCACGGUGGUUGGACCCCUAUUAGUGAGGCGGUUUCAGCUGGAAUCCGGGACAACGUUCGCGUUUUGCUCAAAGCUGGUGCCGAAGUUGAUCCAGUAAGUACAGAAGUCCUUAACGAUGAUGAAAACUCGACCGGCGGUGGUAUCACUCCUUUGAUGGAGGCGUGUGAUAAGGGUUUCAUCGAGAUAGCUAGAGAUCUUCUUAACAAUGAGAAUGGCUUAUGUUUGCAGCGUAUCAUUGAAGGACUGGGUGCACAGUCAAGGAAGAAGGAAAAGCAUGUUGUCUCUUAUGAAGAAAGGGCGUUAAGCUUAGAGGAUGAUUUGAUAGUUCUUAAAUCACCAGCACGUACUGAUAUAGCACUUCCAUGGGACUGUGGUCAGGAGCAGCGAAAGGUGGGCGACUGCGGCGCCGAGAGCGAUACUCAUCCUUGCUAUCCUCCAGAGUUACCCCUUCUCUCAACUUCUAGAGCGAAGCGAGACGGAGUGCAGAAUAAUUAUUCUCCAUGCGAAAUCAUAGACGACAUUGUAAUUGCUGAUGAGCUGCGAUGCCGAAAAAGAAGAAAUCAAGACUCAUUGGAGGAGUCUAGCUUUCAAGUAAAGAAGCGAUCACAAGAAACAAAAUCAAAUACGGUUUCAUUUUCGGAUAGCGGUGUUCAGAAGCACUCAGCUGAUCUUACAAAAACUCCGAAAGCCCUAUCAAAUGUAAAUGCACAUAUUGUCGCAACUCUGAGAUUUGAAAAUGAACAAGGAGGAGUGCUUCGAGCUGAUAAAGUGGUCUCAUUUCCGAGAACAGCAACCAUGGCGAUCGCUCACGAUCGAUUCUGUUCAGAAUUAUCUGGUUAUGAAUCUAAGUUAUUCGAUAUUCGCCUAUCUGAUGGAAGAGAAGCGGACGCUAACGUACCUCUAACAUCUCUUGGCGAACCGCUUGUUAUCGUAUGCCGAUUGCACAAGCCUACUGCUGAAGUUCUCUAUAAGAGCAGGGCAGACAUCACUCUUGAUAUUCUCUCCGCUGUAGCUGCUAUAUUAUCUCGUGUUGAAGAGUUUAGCUGCAAAUACGUGGGUCUUCUGGACGAACAUCUCGCGAUAUUGUGCGGAGCCUCUCUUUAUCUUUCCAUUUCUUCUGUUGACUUGUCGCACAAUGAGUUAACUUCUGGUUUUUUACUGUCGAAAUUUAUCACAACCUGCAUUAAUUUGAACGAACUUCGGAUCUGCGACUUAGAUUUGACACUCGGCGAAGAAGAGGUCAUCACUAGUUUAUGCGGCGACUUUUUGUUAGCUCUACCAGUAGUGAAGUAUGUAAAACAGCGCUAG